Pocillopora verrucosa is the source of this 1664-nucleotide messenger RNA. RefSeq lists its product as uncharacterized. NCBI's taxonomy places the organism in Eukaryota, Metazoa, Cnidaria, Anthozoa, Scleractinia, Pocilloporidae. The record is from RefSeq and is a predicted model, not a curated record.
AACACGCCUUCCUCACUAACAUGUGAGGUGAUUUAAACUUUGAAGUUCCAUUCACUCAGCUUUGAAAAUGGAACUGGGAAACCUGAGCUAUGUCGACUCAAACGUUUCGCGGCAAAAUUCUUCGAGCACAGCGAAACCUGGUGGUUGUUCUCAUGGUAUCGUUCUUGGGUGGCAUCGCUUACGGCUUACUUUCCAUUUUGAGAAACUCUGCAGUGCUCAUUGACUCAAAAUCGGCCUGCCUCAGAGAUGCAUUUUCAGACAUCGUGUUGGUAAUUGUUUACAACUAUCCUUUCUACUCAAGUAUUCCAGUGCUCACUGCCUUAUACAAGCAUGCAUUUCCCACGAUAAUGUUUUGCGGACCGCGAAAGACUAAGGACUACACUGUGGAGGCUUUGUACAUUAACAAAGGAUACUUCUCCUACACGUGCAUGUCACGUGCCAUGGAGAAACAUCCGGGGUAUACAGGAUAUUUACUUAUCAACGAUGACGUUUUAUUGAACUAUUGGAACUUCGUUGGUAUGGACCGGGACAAAAUCUGGGAAGGGCCGAAGGGAACGAUACUACUUUUUAACUACACUCAGCCUGCAAAUUGGUAUUGGUGGAAUUCCACAUGGGGAAUGAAAACCUGUCAAAAAUCUUAUGAUGAAAUCCGGGGUUUGGGCAAGUCCUUGAAAAAUGAAUGGUUGCCAACUAUGAUUGAUGAUAAUCACAACGACGCACUGAAUGCAAAUGCUCCUCCCUGGAGCCCGAUAUGGGACAUGGAGGGGUCGAUAGAACUUUUGAAACAGAAUGGAAAUGGAACGUUAAACUGCUACCGCGGUCGCUCAGACAUAUUUUACAUACCCGGUAAAUUUUCGGAAGCGUUUCAAACACUCUCCUAUAUUUUCUACAAGCACCGUUCAUUCUUAGAAAUUGCAGUUCCUACCAUGUGUCGUAUGCUUGACAAGGUGGAGAAUUUUAAGUUUAUCCCUGGGAUUUACCUGCCUGGAAAAGCAGGGGAACCCUUGGUUAGAAAGGCUGAGCACUUCUGGAAAUCGUACGACGAGAACUUGGCGUUCAUUCAUCCUUUGAAACUUAACUAUGAGCUUGAUGGAAUUCUAAACAUGGCUUUACUGAGAAACAGGAUGUUGAAGUAUAGUGACAGCAUUAGUAAAUGCUAAAGAAAACUGAUGUUAAGGUUCUUCCAAAGCAAUUGCGCACACGAAAUCCAAUGACCGAUAAAAGGAUCGCUAAAAUACUUUUCAGAAGACGGAUACUGAGGAGUAGGUGCCAGCAACGAGCAAUGAUGAUGAUGAAAAUACUUUUAUUUGAAGAUUUUGAGAUAGCAGAAUAGCACUAGGUAUUUACUUGCAUUUAUUUUGAACGGUAUAUCUUAACUACAAUACAUAUUUACAAUGAUAAUGCAACACUAUAAUAAAACAAUUUUACCCAAGGACGUACAAUUAAAGAAAAGUGUCGCGCAGUCCCCGAGCAGAAAAUUGUCUUUCAAGUAAAAGUGAAGGCGUAUAUACAUAAAUAAGGUCGAUUUAAGAUCAUUUAAAAAUUAUACGUUUGCUUUCAUCUUUUUAAAACCUUCUAAAAAUUGACGAAAGAUUCUUUUUAGAAGAAUUUGAAACUCUAAGAAUAUUAGAUUAAAAUAUAUCUUCAUAUUGAUCAUUCAUUUA